AUGUGCACCCAAGCGACCACCGGUACCGCCUCCCACCUCGACAGCACCCCCACCUCCGGCCACAACCUGCAACACCUCCUUUUCCAGCUCAAGGCCGCUGAAGAGCAACACUCCGCCCUCGUGAGGCCGCAGAAGGAGUAUGACGACUACACCGACGCAGAUUGGGAUGUAGAGAAACAGAUGAGGGAUCUGAACAUGGAGAUCCACCGGCUGGGCUCGCACAUUCAUGAGCUGGAGAUGGAGCAGCUGUGGGAGAUUGAGCAGGAUGAGAAUGGGGAGGGUGGGGUGGAGCUGGGGUGUGAGAGUGGUGUGGAUCAGGAGAUGCAAGAUAGUGAUGUGGAGGAGGGUGGGGUGAAUCUUGAUAGGGUGGGGAGUCAUAAAAUGCCACAAGAUUCAGACACUGAACCCCCAGCGGUCAAGAAGAACUCUUACCCCAGAAUAUCACAGAACGAAUCACAUAUCCAAUCAAACAACAUGGCCGGCGACGCUGAGCUGCAUCCGUGGGGUUGGAUGGACUGGGAAUACGAGCAAGAGUUGCGGGCCGAGUCCCGUUCCAGAGGCCUGCUCUUGGCCCAUAUGAUAUACCGAGAAUGGUUUGAGAUCGCCAACGAGUAUUGGCAGGAGGAACCAGGCACGAUUACGGGUGGUACCGAUUGGCGUAGCGAGCCGAAAUCCGGCUUAGGAAACAUAUCCUCUUCAUGA
Morchella sextelata is the source of this 702-nucleotide messenger RNA. RefSeq lists its product as uncharacterized. The transcript is spliced from 5 exons. The record is from RefSeq and is a predicted model, not a curated record. The coding region runs from base 1 to 702 and encodes 233 amino acids. Lineage: Eukaryota; Fungi; Ascomycota; Pezizomycetes; Pezizales; Morchellaceae.